Molecule: messenger RNA, 1259 nt
Organism: Geodia barretti
Lineage: Eukaryota; Metazoa; Porifera; Demospongiae; Tetractinellida; Geodiidae
Source: the annotation of a GenBank genome assembly
GCUGUGGGGGUAUAAAUUGCAGGGCUGCGGAGGAGUUGAGUAUUACGACCAGCUAUUAGCAGCAGCAACCAAAAGGAAUCAAUUAAACUGAACCCUAUUUACUUUGAAGAAGAGAUGGAACGUGCAGUGCUUGCCCUCCUCUGCCUGUCGGCCGCUUUCUGCUUCGCCAGUGCCCAGGACCUGCCGCGAUGCCCAGACGAUUGGCUGACCUUCUACGCCAAGUACCAACGUGGAAAUUACGCUGAACAGUCACAGCCACUGCUGGUUGAUCAGCGGUGCACCUACGAAGUCACGUUAUCCUUCGGACCAUUUGUUGUCACGCCCACCAUCUCCAUCUGCAAGGCCGGCACAGUUUCCCGCUUCGUCGCUCCAUCGCCACUUGGCGGGGUUUACAUUUGUGAAACCUUGAGACCCGCUGUCGAUCAGCCUGAGCUUGCUCCUUUGGUUGUGCCCCUGAAUGCCGACCUUGGUGGCAGCGCACUCGGGCCAGCCGUCUCCGAGGCCACGGAGCCACCCACCCGUCCAGCUAGCGUCACCCCUACUGAGCAAGCGGAGAGACCCACCACUGAGGGUGAAUUCUCCGAGUGCCCGUCCGAUGGAGCCUACAGCCGGAACAACUACAUCUACUCAUCAUUGUAAGUCCCCAGUUCAACAUUCACUCUACAUUACUUCAGCAAAAAAUUGUAGCCAUUAGCUACCAUUGCUCAAAACUAGUCUUUUCGGUGAGCCACCCGCUCCAAGACAAAACUACAUCCCAAUCAUAUCAACUCAGAGUAUAGCUACUAGGCAUAUAUAAUUGACUGUUGUUUCUUUCACCCACAGAGGUCUAACUGUAAAGGUGGAUUGCUUCAUCAGAACCAGAGUACAGGGAUCUGCUAGCCAGCAGAAGACAUCAGUGUGGGAAUGUAAGGAGGGAUACAAGAGGGAAUUUGUCAGAAGGAACCAGUUCAGAUGUGUGCAGCAGUAAAUCUCCAUCACUGACAUCAUCACAGGCAUAAUCAUCAAUCACUCCCUUUAUUCAUCUCAUAUCAUCUCAUAAUUUGUUGUUCAUAAUAAUUUGUGAUUUUAUUACUAAACUCAAUACAACAAACUAAAAUGGUGAAUACUGGGAUAUAUAGCUUCUAUCCCUCAUUAUCCUCUAAAGAGUGCAUGCUGCUUUCACAAUAUUGUCUAAACAAAGUGUGAGGCGACAAGCCAACCAUGUUUAAUUGUUUGGCGAUCGUUGUACACCGGUGGAAGAAAAGGAAAAUUUCAUCAUA